UUGUCUACUAUAGCUAAUAGAAUUUCUUGUGGACAUUUUUUUGUAAAUUCGUCCCAUUUCUUUCCUUAGUCAUUAAAUACAGAAUAAUAGUGAAUACUGUUAAUAAUGGCAGAGCCCAAAGCACAAGGAGUAAUGAAACUAGAAGAAUAUAAUGCCAUUGUGGAGGAUUUUAACAAAAUGACAUCUUAUAGUCGGAAAUCUGAAAAUGAGUUGAAAAAGAAAUAUAAACACUUACCAGCCACUACUUUGGGCAGUAUAAUAUCAUUACUAGUACAGAGAUCCAUGAAGCAUAGCUACAGAAAGUCCCCACAAAUUUCCAGUAAAUAUCAUGAAUUUUAUGAAGGACUAAUGAGGGACAAGACUAAAGAUAAUGUUAUUUUACAGCUUUCAGAUUGUCAGGGCAUCAGUCCAGCAUUGUUUGCAAGGUCACUGUUACAAGGUGUAUAUUCUGAUUCAUCACAAGCCAAAAGAUGUAUCAAAGAUACAACCCUGAUUGAGGAGAAAGACUUAGCUUACCAAGUUUUUAUGGGUAUCAUGAAUGAUAAUCAGUAUGGCCCCUAUGCAGAUGUUAUAAAACAGUCUAUUGGCUUAGAAUAUGAACUAAGACUAGAAAGGGAAUUGAGACUAAUGAACAUCACAUUUUCUGAUGAAAGUGUAUUGAGGUCCCGAGGCUAUGACAAAACACCAGAUUUUAAAUUAGAUGUUCCAAUUGCAGUGGAUGGAUUUAUUGUGAACUGGGUGGAAAGCAAAGCACUGUUUGGAGAUGAAGAAAAUCAUUCAGGAUAUUUAAAAGAACAACUGCUUUGCUACUGGAACAGAUUUGGACCAGGAUUAGUCAUAUACUGGUUUGGAUACUUAGAAACCUUAGAUUCCACCCCAGAAGUAAACAGUAUGUUUAUAUUAAGAACUAGUUUUCCAGAUAAAGCAAGUAUAACACAGUAUAAAACUGAUAUUUAAGGUCAAUUUGUGUUCAGGUAUUUAGCCAAUUAUUUAUUUAUAUAUUUAAAUAGAAGAAACAUAUAGGUAUCUAUAAUUAUAUUUUGCUUCAUUUGACAAUACAGAAAAUCAUUGUUUGAGCUAUCUGAUUAUGCCAAAUGAAAUGGAGUUACAUGAUAAUGCUUGGACUUAACGUUUACAUAGUGUUUUAUCUACUUCACCUUUAGUGCUGUGUGAUUAAACUUGAUUGGAAUUAUUCUAAUUAUACAAUACUUUGGUAGGUCAACAUAGAAAAUAACUAUUAAACUUUUAAUUAAUUUUAAAUCAGUCCAUUAGUGUAAUCAAGUAAACCAAAGCUCCUUAGCUUUUCACACAUGAUUGGUUAGCCUCAAGGUAAAUUAUGUAACUAAUUACCUACCAUGGGACUAACUGACAGUGUUGACUUAUCUUAUUGGUGCUAACACAACUGAUAAACUGCAUAUAAAAUCUACUGUUGUACCAUGUCGGUACCUAGUUGUUCAUUGGACAUUGUACUUAGAAAAAUCAAUGUUGUCAAAUUUGAAUUUCCCUUGACAACCCUCAUGAGGGUUAGUCAAUAUGUACCAGCUCCACAUCUGAGUCUAGUAUAAAACUAACGUCAUUCACGUCUGGCCAGGAAAAAAAAUCCCCCUUCCUUCUCAUAAAUUUAACAAGCAUUCCGGAACCUUCAGUUAGUUCUAAAAGUUUGCCUACAUAAAACUUAUUUAGGUAUUUUUAGUACACGAAAUUAAACUAAGAGGAAACUGCCAAUUUGAUGCAUUAAGGUAUCAUUUUUGUCUGUUUUUUCGAAAUUGUUUUGUACAGUAUCUUCCUCCAUAUCACUUGGUUCUGAUUCAGAAAAGAACGGCCCUUCAUCUGAAGAAUCUCUUAAAGAAUAAUCAUCAUUGCUUUCAUCCGUUUCUUGAACUAACUUCCUCUUGCUAUUACAUGCUAAAGGCAUGUGGUACUGGAUUAUUAUAAUCAAUAGAUGGUUCUGGAACAAUAUCAAGAUUUUUAUUGUUACACGAAUUAAGCGAUUACUUUUAUCCAAGUAGAAAGCGAAUGUUGACUUUUUUAUGUUUGGUUUUUCAUAGAGGAUUUACUGACCGGUUUUCUUUUAAAUAGUCUAAAAGCGCAUUGUCAACGCUAUAAUUAAUUUCUUGUUCAUAGUCAGGAAGUUUUCUUAAUAUUUUAUGAGGGUUAAAUGGUACUAUCCCGGCAGCCCUAAAUCCAGGGAUGAUAUUUUCUUUACUGGUUAUCUCUAUUGGAUUGAAUCCUCAGCAGGCGGAUCCUCAUAUUUUUCUUCGCAGAUGGGACAGUAAAUAGGUUUUUUAUUCGUGGUUAUUUGACCACAUGUUUUCAUGCUAUUGCUAUUUUUCUUCUUUUUCAGGCUAUCUCGAUUGAUCCCCGAUGGUCCUAGCUGAGAAUCUAAGUCUAUUUGCUUUAUGCGUUUUCGAGCCUUGUUUUCCUCUUCCUUGCGUUUCUCUGCUAAUUGAUUUUUAUAGGGAGUUCCUGUAACAAUUUCGGACUUUAAACUUGCUCUAGAUCUUUUCUUCUUUUGCUCCGUAAUUUUUGGUAAAGGACUUAGAUCAAUUAACUUAACUUUAACUAUUUGAUUAUUUGACUGAAUGUUUUCUUUGUUUAAAAGAUUAUCAUACCCCGCUGGUUCAGUUUCUUUAUUAAACAAUAUAUCUCUUUGUUUGUCUGACUGAAUAUUUUCUUUAUUUAAUGUCAUGCUGCUGUCAGCUUCCACUGUUGCGUCUGACAUCGUACUUGUUGCCUCUUGGUUUAUUUUCCCCUGUACUUGUAUAUUUUCGGCUACUAAGGGUAAACAUGAAGUAAUUGUAUCUGUGUUAAUAUUGGUUGAUAUUAACAUAUUUACAAAAAACUGGUAUUAAGGUAUGACUACACUUUUUCACUCAGAUGUUGGCUAUGGCAAAGUCGGCAAUCGUUGGCAAAGCUAGCAGGUUUUACGGUACAAUUGCUGGAUGGGUUUUGUAGCCUAACUUCUUGGUAACCAUUUUUGAACUUGAUUUUUAUUUCCUCGUUUGUUGUCAAUUCUAUAAGUUCUUCUUCCAGCUAAGGUGACAUUGCUGUGUUGACAUUUGGAAACGGAUCCAAUACCUAGUCUGGUAUUUCCAAGUUCAAAAUGUCCUGGUAUCGUUCGGUGAAGUCAAUGUGGAGAUUUUCCAAAUGCUCGCAGUAGGCAAACAAUUCGUCAUUACUGCAUGAUACUGAUAAAUUCGGAAAAUUGUGAAACUCACGUCUGCCCAGAUUCUUUUUGUGUAGAAGCAGUUUUUUGUUGAGAGUCGAGAGCUCAUGCAGUCGCUCCCAAGAUGUCAGAUUCCAAAAGUGCGAAUGUAUUUGACUUUAAACCAUCCUCACUAAUCGUAUCGCAUUUGAAAUCUUGUCUUGGGCCUCCUUUAACUGUCGUCGGCUGAGGACUGUGGAUGCCCAUUACAUCUUGGACAAAUGCCUAGCAUUUAGUUUGUUUAAUUUUAGUUUGCUUGUAUUUCCCUCCUUGGAAACCUUUUGACACACUUAUUGCCUUUGCAGCCACCUUCACAUUGUUCUUUUCCCGCUCCAUAAGACAGACCAUCUGCCAAACCUUUCAACCCUUUAUGAACGUCAUCAUCGGACCAUUUUAAUUUUCCUUUUUUUCAUUAAUUUUCUUUUCCGCUAUCAAUUGGUACUGAGAUAUUUGUAUGAAUGUCAUCAUCGGAUCAUUUUAAUUUUCCUUUUUUUCAUUAAUUUUCUUUUCCGCUACCAAUUGGUACUGAGAUAUUCGUAUGAACGUCAUCAUCGGAUCAUUUUAAUUUUCCUUUUUUUCAUUAAUUUUCCUUUCCGCUAUCAAUUGGUACUGAGAUAUUUGUAUGAACGUCAUCAUCGGAUCAGUAAAAACGUCUCUAUUAAAUGGGAAUAUCCCCGUAGCCCGAAAUGCAUUACAUAUGUUACUCGGUGUCAUGGACUUCAAGUGCGCUACUUUAACGCACCCAGCUACAUCAUAGAUAGACAAUGUUUUGCCUGGGUUGCGCAUCAUCCAGCCAUCAACCGCUUUAUUGUAAGCCGUUUUGAAAGGCCCAAAAACGUCUAAAGGUUGCAUCUUUCCCGUUGAAUGCGGUGGGACGGUAACAAUUGUGACUCCAUUUUCUUUAGCUAAAUCAAGAGCCUCAAUGCAAAUAUGUGACUCAUGUUUAUCUAGUAUUAGAAAAAUAGGGUUAUUUUUACAGCUAUUUGUGUGAGAUAUAAAAUGUUGUAACGUCUUCACAAAUAGUUCUCCGUUUAUCCAGCCAGAUGGUGUAGCAAGACCUAAGGUUCCAGGAUCUUCAUCAGAAACACUCGGAAUCAAAUUCUCACCGCCAGAAGAUGAUCCACUUGGCUGAAAUUCUUCUUGAUCAUCAUCUGAAGAUUCCAAUGGGGUUACGUUUCUCUUUCGUCGCUUACAUAACUUAUUCAAAGGAAAGGAAACUGCCUUUCCUUCGAAUAAGUUAUGUGUCCUAACUUUUUAUACAGCUUCAGUCUUUGUUUUUUUAGUCUUCUUAUUUUUCUUUUCCGCCAGAGCAUUUUUUUCUGGCGUGUAGGUGGCGAUCAUACUUUCUUCCACCCUUUCUUAUAUAUUGUGGCCCUUUUAUAAUGGGUCGAAAAUCUUUCGUUGAAACUAAAUUAGUAUAAGGUUGAGAACUAUCCGGCGUUAUUCUACUGGUAGAUGGUAUAGCAACAUCGUAUGGAGUAAUAGCCUUUUUAAUUGUUGCAAAAGAUGUUGCUUCAAGAGACAGUGAAAGUAAGUUUCUGGGUUUAAUCGUAUCCUGGUCAAAAUUGUUAGUAAGUAGAGAUGGUGAAGGCGUUCUAUGAUCAUCCGGGCCUUGAUCGGCAUCCAGUUCUGCUAUAUCCGCCAGGCUCGAAGCUUGGAGAAGGCCUAUAAUGUCCCACUGCUGGGCAAAGGCCUCCCCAUCUCGCUUCCACACUUCCCGAUCCUUCGACCCAGUCCACCAGUCUCGACAGUAGACGUCUAGUUCGUCACGCCAUCUCUUCCGGGGCCUACCCCGCCUGCGGUGUCCAUCCUGGGGUGUCCACUGGGUCUCACCCAGUGGAGAAGGUAUUACAUACAAUAAAAACCCAAGCAUUUAAAAAAAAUAUUUAUUGAUAUACGACUUGCGACUUUUUCGGGCAUUAAAUUCACGGAAAAUGGUUUUUAAGUCCAACGUUUUUAACAUAUCUGACUCUAUAUACAAUGUUGAUAAAGCAUUGAGCCUUUCUUGCAGCAUCGUCGUUCUCUUUUCAUUUUUUAUUAUUUUCAAUUUCGAAAAAGAUCGUUCCGCUGUGCAGUUUGAUAUCAUCAGGCAUAAAAAUAUACGCAGGGCUGUGUCCACAUUAGGGAACGCUGAUUCAAUUUUAUCAUCGUGUAUUAUUUUGUACAGUUGUGCGUGAGUUUGACGUGAACUUGUGCGAGGCAAGUCACUGGAACUUACUCUUUUCGAGACAUAUGAAUGAAACUGUUGAAUUUCGGUUUCUAAGUCGGUAUUAAGGUCCUGUGGAUACGUGUUUACUAAAUUUCUACAAUGCAGACUGUAUUCUGAAGUUUGAUCCGGACAAAUAAAUUUAUCGACAUCGGGUAUUUUAGUAAGGAAUGAGAAUUUGUCUGCUAUUUCUUUGUAUAUCUCUCCACUUCUUCGCAUCUCUGCAUUUUAUUUAUCAAUGACGCUAUAAAAACUCAUGAUUUUAAAUUGUUCUCUCGGGUUGAGACUUACUUCAGGAGCUGCACCGUCAUUAGGCAUUUUUUCCUUCGUCUUUGACGGGUGUUUUUAAAGUCCACAUUUGGUAGCUUUUCUUUUGCGCGGGCCUCUAAAUUAUCAAAGUCGCCACGUAAAUUUUCAAAAAAAUCGACGAGGGUGUUGUAAAGAUUAGGGCACGUCUCUAGAGUGACUUCUGGGUCUUGUAAUACUUUGCUUACUUUUCGAAAGGUUUGCAAAAUUUGGUCCCACAUGAGCAACAUAAGUACGAAUUCAAACUCCUGUAGUUUAUCUGACAAAUUAGCUGCUUCUCUUCUGGUUUCUCCUUUUUGUAUGUCAUCUUCAGAAAUGACGUCUAACGCACAUAUAAUUUUAUUAUACAUAUGUCUCUAAAAAAGCAGAAGUCGCUUUAGUGUGAGCUUCCCAUCUGGUGUCUGAUAGAGAUUUUAAUACAUUUUCAUUUUCUAGAUGAUUUUUUAAUAUUCGCCACCUAAUGGUUGAACUAGAAAACACAUUCAGCCAAACCCUCUCAUCCAAUCUCGGCCUGCCAUUUCAUGAACAUUUUGUUAAUCACUGCCAUUUGGUAUGCAAUUCUGCGGCAAUCUUUAGAAGUUAGGCCAUAGAAUUUAUUUGCACAAUCCAAUAAAUAUUCCUUUAUGCUGUCUUCUUGUUGGUCAGUAAAAAUUUUACUUGCAUCGUAAUGGGGCUCUAGUCUACACGACGGAUUGUUCUUGUAUUUUGAGAUGUAUCUUCGCAGUGUUGGAUAGGGAAGGUUGCAGUCUUUGGCGGCUUUUCGAAUGCUUAGUCCAUUCAAAUGUUUUUCUAUACCUUUUUGUAUAGCUUCUCCGGUGUGAAACCCUUUUUUACGAGCUUCCCUCCCUACCGUGUUUCGACCCAUGCUGAAAUAGACAAAUAGUGAUUAAUUAAUUAUACGUACUCAUUUACACUUGAAUGACUAGAAUAUUACUCCCUACCUGUUUAUAUACAAAUCACUUAGAUGUGGUACACAAAGAACCAUGGUUCAUUGCUUACCCAGGAUAAAUGGCUCACAGCGAACCCACCGAAAAGUUAGGUUAUGUUUUAUACAAAAACCGUUGAGAAUUAAUUCCAAAAAAUAAUCUCAAAUAAGCCUAAAGGCCCACAAUACACAUACAAUUCACAGAAAGUUAAGUACGACUAUAUUAUUAAAGUAACUACAAAAAGAAACUCACGUUGUUUUCGUCGUUUUUGCUCUCGUAAACACGAGGACGCGGCUCACACGUACGUAUAUCGCGACAAGCGCUCGGCGACUGGAUCAAACUCAGGGUUGCCAGAUGCCGAUUUUUUAAUCUCGUACUAGGACUGACUAAUAUCUCGUAGUUUCUUUCUAAUCUCACACCUUAAUUUAGAUACACUAUGUACUAUAGCUAGCUAGUCUGGGGUAGUUAUAUUCAAAAAAAAAUCCUGUUUUUUUUGUCCAUUUUUUCAUCGAUUUUGACGUUGUUUUGCGAUAAAAUACUUAUAGUAUUAGAAACUUGGUUCCAUUCAGGAACAUCUUUUAAAGACAUCCAUGAAAAAUGUUUUGUGUCUUUGUAUAAGUUUUCAGUCCAUGACUGUAAAUAUUCUACUGCUAUUGUGUACAUGCUUUUAAUAUUUUCUCUGAAAGCAGUCACUUUUUCAGAAUUCUUGUCGUUGUCAUUAAAUUUACGCAAAAUAGAUUGCACUUUUAGUGGACAAAAAUCUUGUUCUAUUCUUGCAUUUAUGCUGUUCAUUAUCUCAGAACAGUUAUCCAAUACCUCAUUUACAGAAACAUCAGCCUUCUCUGAACUUUUGAUGUAGUUUUGAUAAAUGGCCAUGAAAGAAUGAACAGCCCAAAAAUAGCCUUCGUUUAGAGUUUAGAUCAUUGUCAAAAAAAUCUCUUAAUGUUCUGGAUGCAUUAUUUUCAUUUUUCUGGAAAUAUGACUUAACAUAUAACAUAUAUACAUAUAGUCAUAACAUGACAUCUGUAAAAUCCUUUCUAUCGCUGGGAACAAACUCAGCCAGCGCGUCUUUGAAUAAUAAAUCAUUUUUUGAAAAUGAACGUCUAAUUCACAGCUAAUCCUUUUCAGUUCUUCGGUACGCACUGUGAAAAUCGCAAAAUGGUUGUGAAGCAAAAGGUUAGAGUUUUUAGUAAAGCGAGAACAUUGUUUUGUCCAUUUCUAUCUUUGCCACCAAAAUUCGUAGCUGCAUUAUCCGCCGAAUAAGCCACUAGUUUGUUCGUGAGGUUUUUGUCGCGCAAAGAAUCGUAGACGUAAUUAGAUAUCGUUUCGGAUGUGUCUUUUGUUGUGAUUGAAUAUCUAUUAGAGAGACCUGGAUUCCGUCUUUCAUGUAAUCAAAAUACUGAAUUAACAGCGGAAAUAACUUAAUAGCACCACGAUUACUUGCGUCGGUAGAGGUGCUUAUAUAUUUUAUUUCAGACAACUCGUCCAAUAUUCUUUUUAAAACAUAUGGCGCGAGAACAUUUUUCAAAAUUGCUUCUGCCUUUGUUCUUGCACAGGUUACUUCUUUUGCAAUGUUUGAAUCACGACACUUUUGAAGUGGUACUGAACAGUCUAGUGAAUUAAAUGACUGAUUAUGUUUUACCGUAUGAAAAACUAAAGUAGCCUCAGCUGCCCACACUUCAUCUCUUGGUCCUGAUUGUACAAUCACGUAAUUAUCCAUUUUGGACGAACACGCAGCAGCGGUCCUAAUACUUUUUCGAUGCUUUUCGGUACCCAAAUGUUUUUCCAGAUCGAACUUUCCUCUACUUUGCAUCACAAACCUCGCAUUUAACUUCCCACGGCUGGUGCCUGCUUAAACAUUUUGUAGGAUCGUUUUAAUUCUUCUGAAAAUAUACAUUUUCGCUUUGGCAUUUUGAGAUCUGAAAAUAAUACAACCAUUUUAUUUGUAUCUUAUAGCAUCAUUCAUAUCACACAUAUACACUAACCUCACUCAUAAUCAUAAAGGUAACAUUUGAAUUAAGUAACAUAAAUAAAGUACAGUAAAAUACUCACCAAAAUAAUUGUUACUGAAUACAAAAUCCGGGAAAGCCAUGCGCAAUGCGCAUCCACACACUGCGUUCGCUAGCGACUGGCGAGCCGAGCAGGCAGGGGCGGGGCGGGCGGCCGCGACAGCGGUCGUCUGUUCUCGGGUCAAGUCGGCUAGCCGAGCGCGCGGCCGCCGGUCGCCGCGCCCCGCAUCGCGCCGAUACUCGUUCGGCGUGAUUCGAUCUCGAUCCGCGCGCGAAUUUCGAAAUUGAAAAAUCCUACUUAAAUCCUAACAGGCCGUAUGCCGCUUAUUUUGGCCGGACAAGCAAUCAAAAAUCCUACGUAUGUCCUGCUUUAUCCUAACACCUGGCAACCCUAUUUGGGACCACCAAAUAAAAAACAUUUCUAAAUGGUUCAUAUUUUUUUAAAUAAUAUUACCAAAAUCGUAAAAAAAAUAAUAACUUAAGUAAUAAAUUUUGUAGGCACUUGCUACUAACUAGUACAUGAUUUUAAUUAUGGAUUUAUUUGUUAGUGAUAAGUAAUGUCAGGGGUAUUGGUAAAAUCAUCUUCGUUUUUAUUGUAUAGUUUUUCAGCUGUCAUUCUGGAAUACAUUUCCUGAGAUGGUUCGAAAUUUAUACAAUUUCCUUUGCGAUCUUGGCCUUUUGCACUUUCUGCAGCUAAAAGUGUACCAUUUACUGUUUCUGUUAUGAGACGACUUCUAAGGUCUGUUUUAUUAAAUUUGUUUUGCUAAAAACCCGCUCACAAUCUGCAUUUGCGUGAGGCAAAGACAGAACUGCGAGAGCAAGACUGGCUAAUACCUAAAGAUUAUCUACUAGUCAACCUUCAGGUGAUUUGGAGACGUUGGGUAGGUGCAUAUUUAAAUUGUGAGAUUGCACACACUUUAAAAAUAAAUAUAUAUAAAUUAAGUACUUUAAAUAAUCUCACUAUCAAUUAUUUAUGCUUAUAUUGAACCUUAUAAGAUAGAUCAAAAUAAUGUACUACAGUGCUGUACAACAUACACAUUAAAAAUGUCUGUAAAUAAGUUGGUAACAGAACAUGAAUUUACCUUCAUUAAUAACUGGAGAUUUUUCUUGAACUGGAGUAGUUUUGGCAAUGCUGCUGUCUGUUUUAUUUAAGCACUCUGCUAUUAUAGUCAUCCUUUGUCUUUUUAGAGCACAUGGUCGUUCCAAACUACUGAUUGCUCGUUUUCUUCUAUCUGGUUGACAAUCAAAUUUACUAGGUAAAAUAUCUGGUUUCAUGCGAACUUGCGAUACAAAUCCCAUGACAUGAUAUUCCAUGUAAUUUUCCAUAUCAUUUGGCAACUGUAAUUUAAAGUCUUAAUUAAAGUUUUUGUUAGAAAUAGAAUGAGUAUUCUAACCUAAAAAUCCAAGUUGCAUUCAACGGAAAAAAAACUAUCUUUUUUAGAUAUUACUUAUUAUUAUUAUUACGUUAAUAUAUUUAACGAACAUUACUUAUAGCAAAAAAGUAAGAAAUAUUAAUAUUUCAGUUACAUUUGGCCAUAAGGGAGUAAGUUUUUAAAAAUUAUUCAACUACCCUAUUCGGGUUCUUUUGUAUCUUGAAGCUGUUCAGGGUAGCGAGCUUUUGCAAUAGGCAAUCUUCUCCAUUGAUCGUCUAUCUCUUGUUUUUGGCUGACAUUAAAAGACGCACUUAUGCGUGGCACGACUUCCAUUAGGGGCAUCAAUGUUGGGACGAGAUCUCUGAAAUUGUUGGAGAGAGCUGAUACAGGUCCUAGAGCUUGUAGUUUUGACAGCACAGGGUCUUCCAUGUCGUAACGUUUUUUUAUUUCUAAGGCACUAUUCCUGAGGAAAUUUCUGCAACUUGUGAAAAACAGUGCCUUUUUUGCGGACUGCCUGACCACAUCCGGAUGUUUAAGCAUUUCAUAAACUUUAAUGCCAAGGUACAUUACGGCGUCAUUCAAUUGAAAUUGCUCAUUAUUAGGAUCUACUUCACUAAUAUUCUGCUGCAUAACAUAUUCUCGUUGUAAGUAACGCAGAAGAAUUUCUUGAUAAAAAUCUCGAAUUUUAUCAACCACCCUACCCUACUUGUCAAAUAAACAACAUCAUCAGUGAUUUUGGGAGAAGAUUGUAAUUUUUUAACGUUUUUUCUUUGUUCUUCCCUUUUCUUUUCCAAAACAUCACUGUGAGUGAUAUUACCUCAGCUCCUGGUGCUACUUUUCGGCGCUGUGGUUUUGGUGAGUUAUCACUUCGUUUGACUAUUUGUAGAAGUAGUUCUUCGAAGGAAAUAUUUUGGUCUUGCAUUUGAUAUUCCAAUGAUUCAUUUUGAUUGUCAAUUACUACUACAGCUUCAACGUUCUCACGAGUUUGUCGGUGAUUGAAGAAAUUAAGUUCUAACGUCAGUAAAGUUUUCGGGUUCCUCCUGAUUGUUUCGUUCUUUUUCGCCAUAUUUCGUGAACUUUCAUGUUCUUUCCAAAGUCUUCUUUAAUUUAAUUCUUCUUCUUUAAUUGGCUUCAAGUUAUCAAACUGAUCUUCUUUAAUUUCGUCUCGAUUUACAGGAUAUAUGCCCGGUUUUCGAAACCCAUUUCUUAGGACCUGAGAAUCUAUUUCAGCCCAUACUUCCCCAAUUAGUCUUGCAAACUCACUUUUUGGUUGGUCUUGGACCGCAGGCAAAAAAGUUUUUUUUUUAAGUUUCAAAUACCCCUGUCUCCAUCCAACCAUUUUUAGUUGCCGCAUAAGAUGCCCCUGGAUAUGCUUGGGAUUGGGAAGAAGUCCAUGUAUCCCAUACAUUUUUACCUUUGUAGAUACCUAAUUAAAGGUGGCGUCUUUUCACCUGAAGCACUGGCAUCAAGUAGCACUGUAACAUUAUCUCUUCCUGGUGAAGAAAUAACUCUAGUUGCUGCAUGACCUUUUGCACCAAUGAUUUUAGUUUUGGCUGGAUCCUUGGAAAAACUCGUUUUGUCUAGAUUCCAUAUGGCCGACGGUUUGUUUUCCAACUUUAAAUCGCUUAUAAUCUUUUCGAGGAGAUCAAAAUAAGGGUAGAUAAUAAAUGGGUCUAACUGCCCAUUUUCGUGCGUACUCCAGCCUCAGCCUGAGGUUUUUUUUUGUAUUUAAAAAUAAAUAUAUUAUGAAAGAAUGUAGUUCUUCAGUUGUGUUAGAACCUUUAGCACAAGCUAAUCAAUAGCUUACCAUCGGGUUAACCGACCAUGUGUGAACUGUGUCUUAUACUACACGUGUAUUCUUUUGAGGAAAUAAACCCUUUAUUCACACGCAUGUUUAUUUAUAUUGUUACCCAAUAACCAACAGUUUAUUUAUUUAUUUUAAUUUUAAAAAUAACUUGCUUCACUUCUUACAUUUUAAUUGUCUACAACCAAGGAAACCACGUUAUACCUCGUAUAGCGCUGGUGCAUAUUGUUAUAAGAUGUAUUUGUUUGGGCCGCUGUACAAACUGUAACGCUGUAACCUUGUAGUCUGUUCUAGUUACUUUAAUUGCUCUUUUUAUUGUAAGUUCCUAUUUGUUUUUUUUUGUUAUGUAAUUAAAUGUAUUAAUUGAUUA
Helicoverpa armigera (cotton bollworm) is the source of this 12199-nucleotide messenger RNA. RefSeq names its product CDAN1-interacting nuclease 1. Lineage: Eukaryota; Metazoa; Arthropoda; Insecta; Lepidoptera; Noctuidae. The transcript has 5 exons. Bases 106 to 957 code for a protein of 283 amino acids. The record is from RefSeq and is a predicted model, not a curated record.